Diaporthe batatas is the source of this 1721-nucleotide messenger RNA. RefSeq names its product membrane insertase OXA1. Gene Ontology annotation, cellular component: mitochondrial inner membrane. Gene Ontology annotation, biological process: protein insertion into mitochondrial inner membrane from matrix; mitochondrial respiratory chain complex IV assembly. Gene Ontology annotation, molecular function: membrane insertase activity. Lineage: Eukaryota; Fungi; Ascomycota; Sordariomycetes; Diaporthales; Diaporthaceae. The transcript has 3 exons. Bases 59 to 1510 code for a protein of 483 amino acids. The record is from RefSeq and is a predicted model, not a curated record.
CGCGAUUCCCGUGCGCGACACUUGCUCAGCAGAGUUCGACAGAGCUCCAGAGAUCGCCAUGAUUCCAAGUAGGGGUAUCGCGCGGCUCAGCCCGGGUCUCUCGUUCCAGAAUCAGAUAUUCUCGAGGGCUCCAGGUCGCUCAUUACCGCGACAGGCCAUCUCAGUCGCCAGCACACGGCAGUUUGGGACGACUCUCAAGGCCAAUGGCAGGCUACUGCAUGGCGCCUACCCGGCCAGCAUCUCCUCCGGGAGCAGAAUAGGCGCUGCCACCAUCCUCUCCUCCCAGUCCAUCCUCUUCUCGUCGACACGACAGGCCCGCUUCGCCUCCACUGGCUCUGGCUCUGCCCCUUCACCGGCAGAGUCGGCCGCCUCCUCGACUCCUUCCGACUUUCCCUCCGACUUCUCCUCUCUCGGGGAUCUCGAUCUCGGCGCAUCUCUCCUCAACACCCCCGAAACCAUCGGCUACCUUCACAACCUCGGCCUCGACUAUGGCUGGGGCCCGACAGCCUUCAGCCAAUGGAUCGUCGAGCACCUUCACAUAUGGGGCGGUCUUCCCUGGUGGGCAUCCAUCGUCGGCUUCGCAGCAAUCGUGCGUCUCCUCCUGGCACAGCCCUCCUUGGUUGCCCAGCAGGAGAGCGUAAAGAUGAACAAGUUGCGCAAGGACCCGCUGUUCAACUCGCUCCAGGAAAAGUUCACGCUGGCAAUAGCAGGCGGGGUCACCAUGACCCAGGCCGAGAUGAUGCAGCUACGCAUGCAGAUGAACAUGAUACGCGAGCGCCAUGGCGUAAAGACCUGGAAGACGUUCGUGCCCAUGCUGCAGAUGCCCAUCGCCUUCGGCAUGUUCAGGCUGUGCACCGGUAUGGUUAACCUGCCUGUGCCGGGCCUCGAAACUGCGGGAGCACUCUGGUUCACAGACUUGACGGCCCCUGACCCCUAUAUGAUACUGCCGCUUGUCAGCUCCGUCAUGAUGUAUCUCAGCAUUCAGCGCGGAAUCCCAUACAUGAGCGCCCAACAAGCAGGCUUUAUGAAGAUCGUGCCGUUCGUUCUUGGCCCUGUCAGUUUCAUCAUCACUUACAAGAUGGGCGCCGCCGUGCAGUUGUACUUCGCCGUCACCGCCAUCUUCCAAUAUCUCCAGACAACUUUGUUCCACGUCGGCUGGAUCCGCAAGGCCGCUGGACUUCCGCCCCUAGAGGAGUUGAAGCAUAACGCGAGCGGCGGCCCGGUCCCCGGCGCUGGCUCCCCUGGAUCGAUGCAGUACCAGGCUCCCCGUACUAUCAACACUACUGCCACAGAGGCCCCUACAGGAACGGACAAUCCCGUUAAGGCGUUCAAGGAGGCGUGGGGUGGCAUCAAGGAAAAGAUAAAUAAGCGGAACGAGAACAACGCGCAGAAGAGCACGCAGAAGACCGCUGUCGAUUACGAGAAGAAGAGACUCCAGCAGGAGCACGAGCAGUUCCUCAGGAGGCGUGAGGCGGCUAGGAAGGAGGCUAUGAGACACGAGAGGAAGUAGGCGUUUGCAGAAGUGAAUUCAGACUCAAGACAGCACAAGCUUGGGAGCCUUACGCAUAGCCCCGAGAGGUGAUGGCGGGUAGGAUCGCCACCAGAUCUUGACACCUGCCGCUAUAAGAUCAGAGGAAGAAAUCUCGGCAGCAGACCGGAGCGACGGCAACACUGCCUACAUAUGUAGAAAACCAUACUCCAAAAUCUAUUGUACAACAUCA